CAGAAGAUGAGUGAUUUGGAGGAAGAGGAGGACGGAGCAGAGUCUGUAGUAUCUGGCUGUCUGUCUAUGAAGAAGGACUGGUCCAAAGAUGAUCCUCUGACCUUCAGUAAUGAACCUGGACCCUCAGACACAAAAGAGAGGAAGAGGAGUGAUGUUUCUGAGGAGGAGCAGCUGUCCAGAUCCAGAACCAGAGCUGGACUGCAGACAGCCAAUCAGAGCAGCUCUGAACAAAUGUAUGUUGGUCGUCAGAAACAUAAGAUCAGGCUGAAGGGGACAUUUGAACGUGUGACUGAAGGAGCUGAAACAGGAAGUAGAACCCUCCUCAACAGGAUAUUUACUGUCCUCUACCUCAUAGAGGGACAGAGUGAAGAGGUUAAUACCGAACAUGAGGUGUGGCAGCUCGAGACAGCUUCCAAGAAGAAGAUCCUCCAUGACUCUCCAAUCAAGUGCUGCGACAUCUUUAAAGCCUCACCUGACCAACAGAAACACAUCAGAGUGGUUCUGACGAGCGGCGUCGCUGGCGUUGGAAAAACCUUCUCAGUGCAGAAGUUCUGUCUGGACUGGGCUGAGGAUUUGGAAAACCAAGAUAUCAGUCUGGUGAUUCCUCUUUCCUUCAGGGAGCUGAACUUGAUCAAAGAUGAGCAGUACAGUCUUCUGGAGCUGCUCCGUGUUUUCCAUCCGACAUUACAGGAGGUCACAGCAGAGCAGCUCGCUGGCUCUAAAGUUCUCUUCAUCUUUGACGGCCUGGAUGAAAGCAGACUUUCACUGGAUUUCAACAACAAUGAGGCUGUUUCUGAUGUCGCACAGAAGUCAUCAGUCAACGUGCUGUUGACAAACCUCGUCCAGGGGAAGCUGCUUCCCUCGGCUCUCAUCUGGAUAACUUCCCGACCUGCAGCAGCCAAUCAGAUCCCUCCUGCGUGUGUUGACAGGGUAAUAGAAGUACGAGGCUUCACUGACGCCCAGAAGGAGGAGUACUUCAGGAAGAGAGUCAGUGAUGAAGAGCUGUCCAGCAGAAUCAUCUCCCACAUCAAGACAUCCAGGAGCCUCCACAUCAUGUGUCUGAUCCCAGUCUUCUGCUGGAUCACUGCUACAGUUCUGGACCACAUGUUGACUACAGACCAGAGAGGAGAGCUGCCCAAGACCCUGACUGACAUGUACUCACACUUCCUGCUGGUUCAGACAAAGAGGAAGAAGCUCAAGUAUGCUGAGGGACAUGAGACGAGUCCACAGGAGCUGACGGAGGCUGACAGGGGAGUUCUUCUGAAGCUGGGGAGGCUGGCGUUUGAACAGCUGGAGAAAGGAAACAUCAUGUUCUACCAAGAAGACCUGGAGCGCUGUGGUCUGGAUGUCACAGAGGCCUCGCUGUACUCAGGAGUUUGUACACAGAUCUUCAAAAGAGAGAGUGUGAUCUUCCAGAAAACAGUCUACUGCUUCAUUCAUCUGAGCGUUCAGGAGUUUCUGGCUGCAGUCUACCUGUUCCACUGUUACACCAACAGGAACACACAGGUACUGGAGGACUUCCAUGAUGAUGAUUGGGACAAUGAUUAUUACCCAUCCCUGGAUGUCUUCCUGAAGAGAGUCAUGGAGAAAUCCCUUGAGAGUAAAAAUGGCCACCUUGACCUGUUUGUCCGCUUCCUUCACGGCCUCUCUCUGGAGUCCAACCAGAGACUCUUAGGAGGCCUGCUGGGUCAGACAGACAACAGUCCAGAAAUCAUCCAGAGAGCCAUCAACAACCUGAAGGAGAUGGGCAGGGAUAGGAUAUCUGCUGACAGAAGCAUCAACAUCUUCCACUGUCUGACGGAGAUGAACGACCACUCAGUCCAUCAGGAGAUCCAAGAGUUCCUGAAGUCAGAGAAAAGAUCAGCAAAGAAACUCUCUGAGUUCCACUGCUCAGCUCUGUCCUACAUGCUGCAGAUGUCAGAGGAGGUUCUGGAUGAGUUGGACAUAAGGAAGUACAUUACAACAGAGGAGGGACGACGGAGACUGUUUCCAGCUGUGAGGAACUGCAGAAAGGCUGUGUAA
Messenger RNA from Sander lucioperca (pikeperch), 2022 nucleotides. Its product is annotated as protein NLRC3-like. NCBI's taxonomy places the organism in Eukaryota, Metazoa, Chordata, Actinopteri, Perciformes, Percidae. The coding region runs from base 7 to 2022 and encodes 671 amino acids. The transcript has 4 exons. The record is from RefSeq and is a predicted model, not a curated record.